Molecule: messenger RNA, 2011 nt
Organism: Mytilinidion resinicola
Lineage: Eukaryota; Fungi; Ascomycota; Dothideomycetes; Mytilinidiales; Mytilinidiaceae
Exons: 2
Coding region: 199-1596 (465 amino acids)
Source: RefSeq, a predicted model, not a curated record
CACCACCACUCAACACCACCCCGGAGCACCUUUCUUUUUGCGCAUCACCAACCCCCGCUGGGGCCCCGCGCAUCACCGCACGUGUCCGACUGGCGGUCAACCUCACUGAGCCUAAAACCCCGACAAGCCCGGCCCCGUGUGGCCUCGGUCGCCAGUGCUCUCGUAUGACCUGUGGAGUGCCCCCCAGUGAUGUCUGAAAUGCCAUCUUCUCUCCCUCUCAACGCCCCCAUGGCCGCAACUACCACGCUGGUGGAUCUGCUGUCCAACACCCUGGUCUUGCGCCAGACGGCGCCCUAUCUGCCCGUGUCCGGGCUGCUUGCCCUAGCAGCCACCUCCAAGGCCUUCCGCCGCCUCGUGCAACAGUCUCCCGAUGUCUUCCGCUAUCUCGAGCUCUCCGACGUCAAGUCCACCUGGCCCAACUACGUGCCGCUAGACUCUGGAGGGAUAACCUGGCGCAACCAGCGCAUGGAUGAGUCCCUAACCGAAGACGAGUUCUACUCCGGCCCGAUCCGCGGCGUCUUCUCCCACCUCCAGCGGGCCAACUUCCUCAGGAACGUGCAUACACUGGUGCUGGACGGGCUAUCCGUACCUGCAGAUCUCGUGCAGGAGAUUAUUGCGGAGGAUCGGUUCAAUGUCCGCAUUCUCUCGAUUAGAGAGGUUGUGAACCUGAACGAACGGAAGCUUAUGGACGUCUUGAAGUAUGCCGUCCGCCCCACCAGACCGGAGGGUACCCCGAAGCUCAAGGGUCUGUACGUCUUCGGAACCCGAAAGAUGGACCACGACCUGGGAGAUCACUCCCCGAAGAAAAAGAAACCCCCACCUGGCGCCGAGUGGAACCACCGUUCAGCGGAUGCCCUCAACGCCUCCCUUGCCCGAACCAAAGAUAAAUGGUACCAAAGCCAUGGCAGUAUGAUCCAUAGGCGCGUUCCCCACGAAUGGGGCCCUACGCUCCAGGCUUGCGAGGGCAUCAUCUUCUUUGACGCUGUUCUCUGUCGAGGACCUCGUCACGAUGCUUCAAAGGCCUACAUCCAGGCAGGACAAAGUAGCGGCGAGCCGCACCCCUUUGGAUACCUUCCCCCGGCCAUUGCCACCGUCGCCUUGGGCCCAACAGGAUGCGCUAGCUGCCACUCGACUCCGGAAGGACCAGCAGUAUUCGGCCAGUCCCCAGCGUCCCAUCUCCCCCUUUUGGGCCCUCCACCUCGACAGUCAGCAUCUAUACGUGCAGCCCAGGAACCCAUCACAACGGAUGGCUCUGGACCACCGCCUCUGGUUGUCCGCUGUGUAGACUGUCUCAAAGGGCGCUGGUGUGAGCGUUGCCAUAAGUGGUGGGAUGAGAACUGCUAUGCAGGCUCGUCAGUGACGGGUCGCACUGAGCUCCAACAAACCGAGUACUUCGAGGAGAAAAUCGACUUUGAUAUCGCGGUCGAACGAGAAAUCAAGGUACUUGAAAACCUUUGCUUCCCUCACUGCUUCGCCAGCGUCAUCGUGCCCAAGUGCAAGGCGCUGGCAGCAAGGAUCACCGCUACCUUGGCGCACGAACAAGUAGAGACGGCCGAAGCAAGCAGCAGUUCUGCGAGCCUAGUUGGAUCCGGAUGACAGCCAUUUUUUGGUUGGACCUGCGAACCGACUAUGUGCAAACAGCCUUGACAUCCGGUCGUGGCGCGCCAAAGUAUGCUCGCUCCAUCGUCGAGGGGAAAAGGCUAACCUGCUGUGAUUUAGAUGAUUGGCGUCAAGCGGGAUUGUUUUGGAUGCGGAUUCACUUGUUUCGAAUGCAAAGAGGCAUACAUCCGCAAGUGCGGCAAGUGCCGCAACGAGUUCUGUCCCGUGGACAACGAGAAUUCCUCGGCUACUACCGUGGGUUAAUUUUCUCCUCCAGUAUCGCCCUCUCCUUUCCUUCCAAAUGUUGACAUAAACUAAUGAUCUGCAGUGCGACUGGUGCAGAUACACUGGACGACGGACGAGGGAACCUUACUAAAUUAUGCAUUAGCUAUGGCGAAGAAAAGCGAGCGGG